AUGCAGAAAGCUGUGGAGCCUUCGCCACAUCAAGGCACAUCUGCUGAACUAGACGAACCAGAUGCUUCUACUUUAGCUUACAGCGUCUUGUUAAUGAUGGUAUCAGCGUUUGCUUUGAUUCUUUUGUCUUGUCUUGCACAACAAGUGUUGUCUGGCGGUGCUAAUCAGCCAAAAUACGCCUACGAUCCCUCUACAACCAAAUAUUGUACUUUCUGGUAUGACAACGAUGACGGAAGCAUUGCAUGCCAGGACAUUCCCAAUCAAUGGUUCAUUACUGAUGAACAAUGGAUACGCUGGAAUCCAGUGAUUGCAGCAUCGUGCGGCAACUUUGUCAUUGGCAAAUCGUACUGCAUUGAGGCUAGUCAGGAGCCAAUCUCUGCACCCCCUGCUACUCUCAAAUCUACAACUUCUAGUAGUAGUAGUAGCACCAGUCUCAGUAGUUCUACUGCGACGAAACCAAACAAUGGCAUCUCUACUCCAACACCAACUCAACCAGGAAUGGUUGAUAAUUGCAACAAGUUCUACUGGGUGUCCUUGAGUGAAAGGUGUCAAGAUAUUGCCUCCAAAAAUGGAAUCCCUCUUACAGACUUCCUUAACUGGAACCCCAAGGCCGGCCAGCAAUGCGGGAGCCUCUGGGCAGACACCUAUGCAUGUGUCUCGGUGAUGGGCUAUAAGCCACAGCCGACACCUUCAAAGCCCGAUAAUGGCGUGAAAACACCGUCUCCUACACAGCCAGGGAUAGUGGAUAAUUGCGACCGGUUCUACCUUGUACAGGCAGGUGAUUCAUGCGUUACUGUCGCAGCUAAUGCUGGCAUCUCUGUCGCUGAUCUACUUAAAUGGAAUCCCCAGGCAGGCAGCCAAUGUACCGGCUUAUGGGCGAAUGCCUACGCCUGUACUGGUACCAUUCCCGCCUUUCGCUUGAGGACACGGUACCAUAAUGACUGUACUGGCGCCGUCUACAACGACUUGUCUGUUAAUGACGGCACCUGUAUUCGCACUGACUGCUCUGUUGCAUCUCUCGAUAUCUCCCCUGAGGGGUACUGUCCAGACGGACAGAUUCAGAUUAGCUACUGGGAGAAGCCUGACUGCACAGGGAAAUGGUUCGGCUAUGGUUAUGCUAAUAAAGGCCAAUGCCGCCGUCUAUGGGCCGAGGGAUGGAAAUUCAAGGCGCUGCACUUGCGUUGUGCGAAGAAGGAGGAGGAUUGUGUGAGCAGAAGGACAUACAACCGCAGCGAGGCGGCUGCUUCGGUACUAGGGAUGGCCGAUCUGGUAUCACGUAGCUUAGUCACUAGAAGCGCUGCAUUCACAACAUUUUUCUUUUUGUUAGCCUCCCUGCCUUUCACCGCGUCGAGCGUAGUUGACCUUCGACCAGCCAUUGGCUUUGACCUCGGACAGUCCUACGGAACCGCGGUUGCACACUUUUCCAAUGGAACUGUUCUUAAACUCGCCAAGGUAGAAGGGAGUCAGCGCUACCAGGCCUUUUUACAAAGCGAGCUACAAAAGCAACAAGAAGCCUGGUGGUAUCCUUCCCAUGCUGAGAUACAGCGCGAAGACCUGUCAAGGCUCUUAAAGCAAUACAUGGGAAUCGGUGGGCCAGAUGGCGCAGUAAUCCUUGCCGAGAUGCUUAUUGCACUGCGAACCUCAUCAGAAGCUGUUCUAGGUGCUCCUUUACCGGCCACAGUAGUUAUUACCGCGCCGUAUAUAAUCGCCUGGAGCUAUGAAGAAACCCUACAAAUAAGUUACAUUAAAAGGGCACAAAAACUCGCGGGCUUACGAACUGUAAAGAUGGAGAGUAUGACCCCUGUUUAUCUUAGCGAGGCCAACACAAUUCUUGCGGCCAAUAGGCGUAUGCUAUGUCCAGAUCUUUUUUGUAACGGCCCGGAAUGGACCAACGAGAACUUUCACAGAUAUGAUGUGGUGUAUCUUGUCAGCUUAACAAAUCACUCUUUAUACACGUCAUUUCAGAUAUCAACAUGCUUCUUCUGGCCUGCUCGUAGUGCCCAGCUUGGAACUAUUGACCCCAGGUUCGGGUUAAACCAACUGGAGCAGGCAAGUGACCAAGAGAUGUUUUGGCGUGAGCUUCAGGACCACCUCAAGUCCCGAGUCAGAGAGUAUGUCAAGCAACCUGACAAUUACCGAGAAAGCUUCCUCGUCGUCGUGUCAGGCGAGGCUGCGGAUAACCCAAAAGUUGUAGAGGCCAUCAGGGGAAUAAUUACAGACAUGCAAAAAGACCCAGCUUUUAGGGUUGUGGAGACUGGAAGGGCUCCAAGGAUUGAGCUGCUAAUAUCUGAAGAUCCAACGUACGCGGCUGCCAAAGGUGUCGCAUUCGGACAACGAAUAAAUAUGGAUUCGAGAUACUGCGAUGAUUGGUUUGAAAGGGAAAAGGCAAUGGGAGGGGGAAGAGAUGAAGACAGUCGCGAUGAGCUGUAG
This is a messenger RNA of Metarhizium robertsii ARSEF 23, 2430 nucleotides long. RefSeq names its product LysM domain protein. The record is from RefSeq and is a predicted model, not a curated record. Bases 1 to 2430 code for a protein of 809 amino acids. The transcript is spliced from 7 exons. Lineage: Eukaryota; Fungi; Ascomycota; Sordariomycetes; Hypocreales; Clavicipitaceae.